AUGGCCCAUGCGACAGAAGUUGUCUUCUUGCCCCUCAAAGAAGGGAGCGAUCCGCAGAAGUUGAAGGCCACGAUUGAAACCAUCCAGAAGCAUGGUCAACCAUUGCGCAUCUAUUCAGGCGCCCAGGUCGAACACCCUAAUGUUCACAACUUGUUCAUCGACUGGACCAGUAUUGGCCAUCAUGAAAAGUUUAUCCAGUGGGACGGAUAUAAAGCCUUCCUAGACGACGCUGUGACCCAGUGUGCCGAACCCCCCAAUCUUUAUCAUGUCCAUUUCGAGCCAUUCCCGCCCACUCCGGCCUUCUCAGAGGUCACCGAGUUCAUCAUGAUUUACUUUCCUGCCGACUACUCGGCUGAGGACCAGAAGACUUUUCACGAAGGCAUGAAGAAGUUCGGCAGUAACGUCAAUCGCGAUUGGGAAGGAUGCCGAGGAACAGCCGGCGGUUGGGUCGCAGAAGAGCUCGAAGACCCCAAGACCUCAGAGAAGGCCAAGGUUUAUGUUGAACUCAUUGGGUGGGAGAGCGUCGAUUCGCACAUGAAGUACAGGGAGACCCAGUCCUUUAAGGAGAAUGUUCCUCUCCUCAGGGGGGCAAAGGAUCUGAAGAAUUUGGCCAUGGUUCACGUUGCAGCCAAAGAAUUCAAGGCGUGA
Molecule: messenger RNA, 648 nt
Organism: Fonsecaea erecta
Lineage: Eukaryota; Fungi; Ascomycota; Eurotiomycetes; Chaetothyriales; Herpotrichiellaceae
Exons: 2
Coding region: 1-648 (215 amino acids)
Source: RefSeq, a predicted model, not a curated record